Dermatophagoides farinae (American house dust mite) is the source of this 2391-nucleotide messenger RNA. The record is from RefSeq and is a predicted model, not a curated record. Lineage: Eukaryota; Metazoa; Arthropoda; Arachnida; Sarcoptiformes; Pyroglyphidae.
AGGCUAAAUUAAUAGAAAAAAAAUUAUCGAUUACCAAAAAAAAAAAAAAAAUUGAUAACUUUACGAUCGAAUGAUCCAUUUUCUUGAAUGGAUCCAUUUACAAUUAUUAUAUUAUUUGAUGACUACUAUGUCGAUUGAAACAAAUUCUACAACAACUUCAAACAUAACAUCAUUUCAAGAAGAAGUAAUAAAUGAAGAUGAAAAUCCAAUAGAAACAUCUCGAUCAUCAUUGAAUCCGAUUGAUUCAUCAUCACCAAAACUUUGUCCAGAUGAUCAUGAUGAUCUGGAUCGAAAUGAAACUAUUUACAUAGAAUCUGAUAAACAGAACAUCAACAGCGAUAAUGAUAUUGAUGAUCGGAAAAAUAAAGAUGAAGAAUUGGUUGUUCAAUCAUUCGAAAGUAAAUUAUCCAUUCAAAGUAAUAAUGAUAACGAGACGACCACCAACAUUAUUUCAUCGAAUGAUUGGAAUUUGAAAACAUUUUUAAAUGAACAUUCUAUUCAUCAUAAUGAUAUCGAUGUAUUGAUUAUGAGUGAAGCAGGCAAACCAAUCUAUUGUUAUUCAGGACGAAAAGAUGUAACAACAUUGAUGGGUGUAUGUGUUGCAUUGAUAAAUUAUGUAAUUAAAACACAGAAUGAUCAACUUAAAACUAUUCGAACGAACAAUGAUUUGAAUAUAAAUUUUGCUAUACGAUCACCAUUGGUUAUUGUUGUCGUUUGUCGACAGUUAACAUGUUUUGAUGAAUAUACAUUGAUCAAUCAGAUUCAUGCACAGAUUAUAUCAACAAUAACAUUGAAAAAAUUAAAAUCUAUCUUUCAACAAGCACCAACUUAUGACCUCAAACGAAUCAUUCAUAAGAAUGAUUUCAAAACACUUGACAUUUUGGUGAAAUCCAUUACGACACCGAUAACGGAAUUAUUUCCUACAUAUAAAAAUAAACGUUAUAAAUUAAUGGGUGGUAGAAUUUUCAAUAAUGUCAUCUCAUUUUAUACUUCAUCAUUGAAUUCGAUUCCUCGUUCUUCUACAUCAUCAUCAUCUAAUUCCAAUCUAAAUAAUAAUAAUAAUAAUACAAAUUCUUCAUCAUCAUUAAUAUUUCUUUAUGAUCAUAAACCAAAUGUUUUAAGCCGUGUUUAUGUUCCAAUAGCAAUAAUGAAUCCAAAUAUUCGUGAACAGAUCAAUAUGAUUAUUAAUCAAUCGGUUGCAACUAAUAAUGAUAUUGUAUUCACCAUAUUAUUUCAUAUUGAAGAUGAUGAACAAUUGGAUGGUAGUGGUGGUGGUGGUGGUGGUGGUGGUGGUGUUGGUAAUGUUCAAUGUUUACCGAUUGAUUUAGAUUCUCAUAUUCAAUGGAAUCAUUUUAAUCCAAAUAUCUCAAGUGAUUAUGAUGAUGAUGAUGAUGAUGAGGACGAAGAUAAUGAUGAUGAAAAUGAUUCUACAACAAAUGAUCUUUAUGAAAGUUUUGAAUCAUCAACAAAAGAAAAUUAUCAAAAAUCAGAUAAUCAUUUGGAACAACAACAGCAACAGCAACAACAAUCAUCAUCAUCAUCAUCAAUAAAUAGAAUGACAAAAAAUUUGAAAUUAAUUUCUGUUUGUAAUCAUACAAACAAAUUUCGUAUCAAUCCAUUGGAUAUCCAGCUAUUAUAUGCAUUGAUAAAAGCUUCAGAUAGUUUACUUAGUUCAACGGAAACACUGUGGAUACCAUUAUGUUUAAGUCGUGUUGAUGCUAAUCGUUUUCUUCAUGCACAUGUAUCAUAUCUAAGUAAAAAAUAUUGUCUUAUCAUUCUCGAUGUUGAUCAUAAUAAUUUUGAAAAAUGUCGUCAGGUAAAAGAGACAAUCAAUUUUAAAUUGGAUCAAAUUCGUCUUACCGAACCAAUGAUUGGAUUAGGAUCAAAUAUAACCGAAUUGGGACAACCACAUUUACAAUAUUUAUGUCAUCAAACACCAAAACAUUGUAUUGUAUGGCAAUCAAGUAUACAAACAGAAUUUUCAUCACUAAAUUAUUAUCUAAUUGAACGUAUGCAACGAUCAUCAUUGAAAACAUUAUGGUUACGUAGUAUGAAAGAACAAUGUUCAUUAUUAGGAUGGCAAACAGCAACUUUUCAGCUAUAUGCACAAUUCGAUGGAUUCGUUACAAAACAAUCGGCAUUAGAAACUGUUGAUACAUUUAUCAAAUGGUUUAAAAAAGAAGAAGAUAAAUUGAUUAUUAAAGAUUGAAUUCUUUAUGUAAUCUUCUAUAUUGUUUUUUUUUUUUUUGUUUUGAAAUCUGUACAAAAAAAAGUACUAAUGUUUGUAAUCUGUGAAUCUUUUUUAUUAUUAUUAUUAUUUACAAGCUAGCCUAGAUUAGCUAGAUUGCUGAUUUCAAUUUUAAUUUUUAUAAUAAAAAUUUUCAUCAUUUA